Messenger RNA from Rhinichthys klamathensis goyatoka, 1183 nucleotides. It is a transcript of the gene prr16, whose product is annotated as proline rich 16. The record is from RefSeq and is a predicted model, not a curated record. Gene Ontology annotation, biological process: positive regulation of cell size; positive regulation of translation. The transcript has 3 exons. Bases 206 to 829 code for a protein of 207 amino acids. NCBI's taxonomy places the organism in Eukaryota, Metazoa, Chordata, Actinopteri, Cypriniformes, Leuciscidae.
UUCUCUGUAUUAUUCAGGAUUCAUGAGGUUGGUGGUUUCCAUCAGUGUUUGUGUGCGGACUGCGCAUGCGCGUGUUCACCGGGACGCGCUGCUCGAGAUUCUUCUGCAUCUGUAAGAAAACAUGCGAACAUUAACAUGUGUGAGAGGACAGGCAGCACAGCACAGGUUCGGGUGACCGGGUCCGGGUCCAGUUCGGGUUCCGAGGAUGUCCGGGAGCGCGGACGCGGACGGAGGCGUCAAUAAAGUUCGAGUCAAACGACAGAUCAGGGGCAUCGUGAAGGAUCUGGAGAACAUCCUAGGAGACCUGAAGGAUGUGGCGAAGGAGCUCAAAGAGGUGGUUCAGGAGAUCGACUGCCUGACGUCGGAUCUUCAUCUGGAAGAGGAGCUGACGGACAGUUCGAAGACCGACACGCUGAACAGCAGCUCCAGCAGCACCACAGCCUCCAGCGUCAAGAUCUACCCCGAGGAGACGGUGCCAGUGUCUCCUGCUGUCCUGGCGGUCCUGAAGAGACCCGGUCCAGCGCCCCGGUCCAGCGCCGAGCUCACGGCUAACGGGACGCUGAUGAGGAACGGAGUCGCUAGCAGAGAGAAGCCUCACGCGAGCCGCUGUCCUCAGACCACGAGGGAACGGGUCCGCUUCAGCGAGAAGGUCCAGUAUCACGGAUACUGCCCGGACUGUGAUCUACAGUACGACAUGAACAGCACGGAUCUGCACUUACACACAGAACUGAUGGAUCCCACGCCGAGUCCCGUCCAUCAGAACCUCGCGUUCCCCUCGCAAAAACCACAGAAGACCAUUUUACGCAAGUCCACCAGCACCACCGUUUGAUGCAGACUGAGUCCAAACAAACUGUUUUUGCACUUUUCUUCAUAGUUUUCUUUUGUUUGGAGAGCACCAGACGGAGAGACGAGAGAAACCCAGAUGUCGAACGGCAUCUCGUACGCUGAUCAUCUUCACUUCAUUGCGUGACGUUCAGCGAGCGCUUGGUUUCUGACAGAAACGAGCCGGAGGACAGAGCAUCGGAGGAAGAGGAUUCAGAUGAGAACAACAUUCCCAUCACAUUCCCUCUCCUCAGAGCCGCUCCGAGAGCGUCUGAUGUCUCUGAGCCUUUAACAAGAGCCGUGAGACUGAUAGAAUGAUGCUAGUCGAGGAAACCAAAAACUAGGGAGUGUGUGUGUGUGU